AUGGAAAAUACCAACUUACAAGAAUAAGCAUAAACUGUAGAAGUGAAAUAGCAGGAAUCCUUCAUACUUAGUCAACAGAAAAACCCACACCACGAAGGUUCAAGACAAGUACAGAUGUCUCAGAUUCAUAACCAGAGAGCCCUAAACAUGAGAAAGAAUUUCUAGCCACUUAACCUGAGUUCUAAGCUUUCUUACUCAGCGAAGAAUAGCAUGCAGCAGAUUAUUUUUACGAACCAAGACAUUCAAAAGGCAUAGAUGUUUGAUAAGUACAAUAAAAUCAAGGCGAUGAAUAAUAACAUGAAUAACGAGACUUCACAUUAAGGGAAGACAGGUGCAGGCAGCAGUGCUAUUGGGAGUACUCCAGGGGAAUUGUCAAAUCAGAGAGUUAUCAGUGAAAGCGAUCCAGUUACAAGUAAAACUCUGAAUGUCAAUCCAGGGACUAUUAAUGAAAACGAGCACUCUCGAGUUUCUGGGGUUUUUCAUAACGGACUCUAUGUGGAGGGCAUCAAUGGCAGAGGACAAAGCAUGUCUAAAAUUGGGUUUCAGACUAACUACGACAGAUUCGGCAGAGUGAUGACCAAUAACGACCCUCGAGGGGGACAAAGUUUUACAAGAGAAGAAUCCCCUCUGAUGAAAUACAAAAGGUCGAUUAACCCAGGAGGUACUGAUGCAAUACAAACCACAGCUACAUAGAGCAUAAAUCAUCCUUUCAAUUCAUUGUAUGCAAACUCGUCAAUGAGGAAUGGAGAGUACGAUGCUCAAAACUUCAAGAGCAGCAACUAUGUAGUUAAAAUGACUACGAAGAGUGCUUACAAAAAUCCGAUGAGUGGGAUGUCCAAGAUAUAAAGACUUGCUCCUCAAAAGGCUUAAUCUGUCAUUAGAUAGUAUACAUCUUAAGUUUAUAACAGAAAAAUCAGUUCGUCACAAAGAGAUAGAGAUGAAAUAAAACAAAGGAGAUUUGAGCAGUCAGUUGAGGAUUUAGGCAAGGCAAAAACAAUACUGCCUGAUAUGACUUAUCAAUCUGGCUAUAGAAAUACAAUAGGGGUUGAUUAAGUCAGAAAUGGAACAUCUCUGUAAAACUCAAACAGUAAAUAUAGAAAUAACAACUUCAACGAGUAAGCCAAAAGAAUAAUAAAGAAAAUUUCAUAAAGGAAUGGUAAAGAGGAAUCUCUAGAUAGUUUGAGUGAAAAUCAAGUGCAUAGAGACUCUAAGAACGUGAGCAUAUUCAAUGAAAAUCAUGCUGACUUCAGCAGGCAAAUGCCUAGAAAAGCAUCGCUUGAGUAAAACAGACUUCACAAGAACGUGUAUUCUUCAGAGGCCACAACCAGGAAAAAGAGAUUUGAACCUAUGAAUCCUAAUAACAUCUUUUCUAAUGAUGCCAUGAUAUCCCCUGUCAAUAGAUCGUAGUAGGACUUUGGCAUUCAAAGCAGAAAUGAUCAGUUGAACUUCAGAUCUUAGAAAUCCUUACUUGUAAGUACUAGUUUUUAUUAAUAAUUUACUUAGAGAUAUGUGGAACAGCAAAGUCUAGAGCUGUAGCACUGCAAGUCUAGAAUAGCUUCUCUUGAACAUGAGAUGUAUAUGUAAGAUGAGGAACUGCUUAAAAUGAAGUAAAUUAACAAGGACUUAUUAGAUCAACUGUCUUAAAAUCAAAUAAUGAAUCUAUCUGAUAAUCAUAUCAACAGUAAUAACAAUAACACACAAAGCAUGGAAGCAGUGCUUAAGAACAGUCAAAAUAAUGCAGAUGCUACCAAGAUACACUCUUUAUACUAGGAUUUGUACUUAACUGACCUGAAGAAGGAUCUCAAUGUGGUCGAAUAUGAACUCAAGAACCAGAAGUUCAUGUAUUAAGAAAAAGUCAGAGACACCACCUCGCUCAAAAAGGAGAUUAUACAGUAUCAGUGCUCUCUCAAGAGAUAUCGUAGAAUGGUGUAAGAGCUACAAAAUAAACUGUCAAAGUUGACAUCAUCGCAAAACUAGUAGUAAAAUAACAAUGGGAAUAAAAAGGACAAUUUGUUCCAAUACUCAGAGGAUCUAGCUCAUUAGCCAUCCUUUGAUAAUACAUCCUAAGCCUCUUUCUAAGAUAAGAAAAAUUCCACACUUGGCAACAUGUCUUAGAAGCAAGAUGCAUCACCAAGGAAUAAGAACGUGUCUUCAAUGGGCCAGGUAAAAGCACCACUUAAUGUAAAUACAAUGGAUCUGCAGAAAAUGGAAAAAUUACAGCUGCUAAUGGCUAAUCUUGUUAAGACUAAGAAAGUGUUUAAGGCGUUUAUUAGUGUCUUAUUUGACUUGAAAAACUGUGUGAACUGUUCUAUAGUUACUCUGUUUUUGUUCGAUACUAAAAUCUCUGAUCAUCAGAUUAAGGACUAUUGCUUCAUGCAAAAAACUAUGAUAGACGGCAGAUGGGUAGAUAGAAUAGGAAUCAAUGAAAAGGAUGUCAGUGAGCCAGGCUUCAAAAAGUUUGAGGAUUUGUAGAAGAUAGUCAGGACUUAAGAAUAUUUGGCUUUUCCAGUUUUCAACAGAAACGGUGACUUGAUUGCUGGGAUUCAAGUUGAAGCUAGAAUAAAACAAGCCACAGGGAAGCAUAUGGGCUUCUAUCUGAUAGAUGAACUAGUUAUGAAAAUUGUACUCUCCAAUUUCCAAAUGAAGCUAGACAAACUAAUCGCAGAGCAAGAGAUUAAAGCUAGAGAGAAAGAAGUCAUCAGUACCAUUUCAUUGGCAAGUUCGAUCUGCACCUAGAGAUCUUAUAGAGAUUUAUUUAGAUAGAUGAAAACAGCAAUACCAAUAUUCUUUGAGUUCGAAUCUAUUGGCAUCCUACUGAGGGAUCUUAAAACAUAGGAACUCUUUACUAUAGCAGAAAGCUAUGACUUGACUGGAAUUGAAUAGAGAGGAGAUGAAUUUAAGAAUACUACUAUCAUUAGAUUCCCAAGUUCACUGGGGGUUACAGGAUAUGUUUACAAUAGUGGAGAACUUUACAUUUGCAACAAGGCCUAGAAGGACUCCAAGUUCAGUUCUGAUAUUGAUAACCUAGGAGCAACAGGAGAUGUACACAACUUCAUGAUUGGACCUAUUUACGGCCACAAAGAUACAAAGAAUAAGGAAUUACCAAUUGGAAUCAUUUAGUUUACUAAUAAAAAGGACUUCAAAGUGAUUAACGACUAUGACAAGAAAAAGUUUCAUGCCAUUUAAAACCUGAUCGGGUUGUCUAUUGAUAACACAUCUGAGAUACAUUCUACAAUGAACAUCACGAUAGCAGUAAGAGAUGCCUUUGUGAAUUUGGAGAGAAUGCUUUUUGACAGCUUUAAUGACGAUAAGAGCAUAGGAUUGGAUAAUUCAAUUGACAAUAAAUUUGAAAAGAUGAAUGAGCUGCUUAAUAAAAUUAGUGACAUCAAGAGACAGAUUUACUUCUGA
Messenger RNA from Stylonychia lemnae, 3408 nucleotides. The record is from the annotation of a GenBank genome assembly. Lineage: Eukaryota; Ciliophora; Spirotrichea; Sporadotrichida; Oxytrichidae.